AUGCGCUUUGCCAAGAGCCACAACAAGAAAGGCCUGAAGAAGAUGCAGGCCAACAAUGCAAAGGCAGCGAGUGCACGCGCGGAGGCCAUCAAGGCCCUUGUGAAGUCUCAGGUCAUCAAGCCCAAGUUGCCAAAGGGCCCCAGCCACAAACUCAGCCGGCUGGCUUUCACCAAUCACCCCAAGCUUGGGAAGCAGAUUCGAAGCUACAUGGCCGAGGGUCAGAGGCUCUGCCAACCGAAGCCUAAGGUUCAAACCAAGGCAGAGGCCGAAGCUCCAGCUAAGGCCCAGGCUUCAGCUCCAGCCCAGGCCCCUGUGAAGGAUCCUGCCAACGUGAAGACAGACCGACUGCUGUGA
Mus pahari (shrew mouse) is the source of this 354-nucleotide messenger RNA. RefSeq names its product 60S ribosomal protein L29-like. The transcript has a single exon. The record is from RefSeq and is a predicted model, not a curated record. Lineage: Eukaryota; Metazoa; Chordata; Mammalia; Rodentia; Muridae. The coding region runs from base 1 to 354 and encodes 117 amino acids.